Tupaia belangeri chinensis (Chinese tree shrew) is the source of this 3566-nucleotide messenger RNA. It is a transcript of the gene GABRB2, whose product is annotated as gamma-aminobutyric acid type A receptor subunit beta2. NCBI's taxonomy places the organism in Eukaryota, Metazoa, Chordata, Mammalia, Scandentia, Tupaiidae. The record is from RefSeq and is a predicted model, not a curated record. Gene Ontology annotation, cellular component: membrane. The coding region runs from base 381 to 1919 and encodes 512 amino acids. Gene Ontology annotation, molecular function: GABA-A receptor activity; extracellular ligand-gated monoatomic ion channel activity. Gene Ontology annotation, biological process: monoatomic ion transmembrane transport. The transcript is spliced from 11 exons.
CUCCAUCCAGAUCCCACCCUGCCGACUGAUAAUUUCCCAGUGCAGGAUUCGACUGAAACCUGGAGAGACAGCGGUGCCUUUCUGCUCCCCUCGCACCCUCCCCGCCUCCUGCUAUAAAUAACCCGGACUAGCGGGUCAGGAACGUCACACGGCGAGAAACCAGGACCCCGAGGUUUUCUUCGCUGAGAAUAGGGGGCAAAGGGUGAGGAGAGGAGACAGAAAUCGCUCGAAAUCUGCUCGGUCCCCGGCAGCCGCCGCUGCCCCUUUGAUGUUUUGGUACGCCGUGCGCAUGCGCUUCACAUUAGCAUUACUGCACUGGGCAGACUAAGUUGGAUCUCCGGUCUUCAGUGAAACCCUCAAUCCCAUCAAAAACUAAAGGGAUGUGGAGAGUCCGGAAAAGGGGCUACUUUGGGAUUUGGUCAUUCCCCUUAAUAAUCGCCGCUGUCUGUGCGCAGAGUGUCAAUGACCCUAGUAAUAUGUCGCUGGUUAAAGAGACGGUGGAUAGACUCCUGAAAGGCUAUGACAUCCGUCUGAGACCAGAUUUUGGAGGUCCCCCAGUGGCUGUGGGAAUGAAUAUUGACAUCGCCAGCAUUGAUAUGGUUUCUGAAGUCAAUAUGGAUUAUACCUUAACAAUGUACUUCCAGCAAGCCUGGAGAGAUAAGAGGCUAUCAUAUAACGUAAUACCUUUAAACUUGACUCUGGACAACAGAGUGGCAGACCAGCUCUGGGUGCCUGAUACCUACUUCCUGAAUGAUAAGAAGUCAUUUGUACAUGGAGUGACCGUCAAAAACCGCAUGAUCCGCCUGCAUCCGGAUGGCACGGUUCUUUAUGGCCUCAGAAUCACCACCACAGCUGCCUGCAUGAUGGACCUAAGGCGGUACCCACUGGAUGAGCAAAACUGUACCCUGGAAAUUGAAAGCUAUGGAUAUACGACUGAUGACAUUGAGUUUUACUGGCGCGGGGACGAUAAUGCAGUAACAGGAGUAACAAAGAUUGAGCUCCCACAGUUCUCUAUUGUAGAUUACAAACUUAUCACCAAGAAGGUUGUUUUCUCCACAGGUUCCUACCCCAGAUUGUCUCUCAGCUUUAAACUUAAGAGGAACAUUGGCUACUUUAUCCUGCAAACCUACAUGCCUUCCAUCCUGAUUACAAUCCUCUCUUGGGUCUCUUUCUGGAUUAAUUAUGAUGCUUCAGCUGCAAGAGUGGCAUUAGGAAUCACAACUGUCCUGACAAUGACCACAAUCAACACCCACCUCCGGGAAACUCUUCCUAAAAUCCCCUAUGUGAAGGCCAUUGACAUGUACCUGAUGGGGUGCUUUGUCUUCGUAUUCAUGGCCCUUCUGGAAUAUGCGUUGGUCAACUACAUCUUCUUUGGGAGGGGACCCCAACGCCAAAAGAAAGCAGCUGAGAAGGCUGCAAGUGCCAACAAUGAGAAAAUGCGCCUGGAUGUCAACAAGAUUUUUUAUAAAGAUAUUAAACAAAAUGGGACCCAAUAUCGAUCCUUGUGGGACCCUACUGGAAACCUCUCCCCAACUAGACGGACUACCAAUUACGAUUUCUCUCUGUAUACGAUGGACCCCCAUGAGAACAUCUUACUGAGCACUCUAGAGAUCAAAAAUGAAAUGGCCACGUCCGAAGCCGUGAUGGGACUUGGAGACCCCAGGAGCACCAUGCUGGCCUAUGAUGCCUCCAGCAUCCAGUAUCGGAAAGCUGGGCUGCCCCGGCAUAGUUUUGGCCGGAAUGCUCUGGAACGACACGUGGCACAAAAGAAAAGCCGCCUGCGGAGACGCGCCUCCCAACUGAAAAUCACCAUCCCCGACUUGACUGAUGUGAAUGCCAUAGAUCGGUGGUCCCGCAUAUUCUUCCCAGUGGUUUUUUCCUUCUUCAACAUCGUCUAUUGGCUUUAUUAUGUGAACUAAAUCAUGGCCUCCCAUGGGAAGCAAGGACUAGAUUCCUCCUCAAACCAGUUGUACAGCCUGACGUAGGACUUGGAAAACACAUCAAUUCAGGACAAAAGUGAUGCUAAAAUACCUUAGUUGCUGGCCUAUCCUGUGGUCCAUUCCAUACCAUUUGGGUUGCUUCUGCUAAGUAAUGAAAUAUGCUAAGGUCCUUGUGGUUUUCCAGUUAAAAUGCGAGUCAUUUGUACACAUGCUGGCAAGACUGAGUCUGAGUGUUCCAGUUUGUCUGCUUAAUAUGCAGCCUACUCAGAAGGGAGUUAUUUAGAAGAUAUUCUUAGAAAGCUGAAUAGCAUUGUCAGUCAUUUUCCUGAUAAGUGGUCAAAUCCAGAUACCUCCCAUCUUCAUUUCUAAGGUUGGUGUGCCGUGAGAUGCCACCGUGCUUAUGAAACAUCUGCAAUGCCAUGCAAACAUGUGACUCGGAGACUGUUUAUGCCCAUCGUUUUAAGGCGAUAAUGGUAUCUUGAGAAGAUUAUUCCCACUGGGCUCUAGAAGAUUCUCAUAUAGUUGGUACAGGAGAGGAGAUGGUUAAGACAGAAACUCAGGAAACCAAUUUGGUCAGUCUCUCUUUGCUCAAGCACAGGGAAUCAACCCAUGAUGUCUUUUAUUUUGGCAUUUAGAGACAGGGAGACUUCUGAAUAUUAUCAUGCAUGGUGACCAAAGAAAAUUUUGCUAAGAAACUAUCUUCUCGAUGGCUAAAAUAAGAGGUAGCAGCACAAAGCAGAGAAGAAACUCCAGAAAUGACUGUUGUAACAAAAUUAAAACAAGCAAGCAUGACCUUAUCAGCUCUACACAGCACCAGGUCUUAUAUAUACUGUGUCCAGUGGCCAAAAGUGGAGUGAGAAGGAUUUUUUUUUUCCUAACAUGACAAUAUUUUACCAACAAACCUAGAACAGUUUUAUAGCUUAUGUAAUUAAAAGACAAACAAGAAAUAGAAAUGUUCAGCACAUUAGAAGUACCUUUGAUGUUUCUGUUAGACUGGGAGUCAUUAGUAUACCAGACAAAGCCUAAGAAACAGGUUGUUUUUCUCAGGCAAUAUCAGUUGUCCCUGCAACAUUUCCCAAAAGUUUAUUUCUGAAUUUAAUAGGGCAUUUCAAAAGAAGGAUUUGUUCAUUGCUUUAAAGGAUUAAUGAUCCUUUCCAGCUUUUCUUGCUUUCAAAAUUCUGAUUAUACUCUUUGGAGACAGGCAAAGUCAGGCUUUGGAGACAUAGAAUGAACUGUAUUUUCUUAUGUGCAAUGAAACUCACCUUUGUAUUUUUUUAAAGCAGACAGUACUUCAAAGAGUAUGUCCACAAGGAGAGUUAAUUAGUGAGUUCACUAGGUCUGAUUUUUUUUAAAAGGGUGAACGUACUUUCAUUGUGUAUGUUGCAAUCUGUAAUUGAGGAAAUGCAAAAAAUAGGAAAGAAAAGAUAAUGACAAAGCCACAUUAAUGUGAUGAACAUUAUGAGCCUCAGUUGAUAUUGCUGAAAAAUAUUUAACUGAUAAUCAGGCAGGCAUGAUGUAUUGUUUUUAUUCUAUUUUUAAAUUAUGUCAUUGUGCUUUUUUAAUACUAAUUGGACAUAUACAUUCAUAUAUGUUGGACAGGAAAGAGAAUAAGCUAAUAUAUUUAAU